Messenger RNA from Xiphias gladius (swordfish), 4713 nucleotides. RefSeq names its product DnaJ (Hsp40) homolog, subfamily C, member 5ab (gene dnajc5ab). The coding region runs from base 276 to 866 and encodes 196 amino acids. Lineage: Eukaryota; Metazoa; Chordata; Actinopteri; Istiophoriformes; Xiphiidae. The transcript has 5 exons. Gene Ontology annotation, cellular component: intracellular membrane-bounded organelle; presynapse; membrane. The record is from RefSeq and is a predicted model, not a curated record. Gene Ontology annotation, biological process: regulation of synaptic vesicle cycle.
GCGCACAGGGAGAGUGGGAGGGUUUCCGCGCGACCGACGACCUGGGAUUGACAGCUCCUUCACUCCCGGUGUAGCCGUUACCUCCGUGGCUGUACUACCGGCUGUUUGAAUGGUUUAGCGGCGGAGAGCAAAGCUGAACUGGCAUGCGAGUCUUAUAAAACUCGCUUCGCUUAAAAAAUAAGAAGAGGAGCCAGAGUGCCCGGGGUUGAAACAAGGUGAGAGGCUGAGUGAGUGAGCAAGGGAGCGAGUGAGAGAAGGAACGAGAGAGCGAGGCCAUGGAGCAGCAGAGACAGAGGACUCUCUCCACAUCAGGAGAAUCGCUGUACGCUGUGCUGGGAGUCGACAAGAACGCCACGACAGAGGACAUCAAGAAAUGCUACAGGAAGCUGGCGUUGAAGUUUCACCCAGACAAGAACCCAGACAACCCAGAGGCAGCCGAAAAGUUUAAGGAAAUCAACAACGCCCACUCCAUACUGGCCGACUCCACCAAGAAGAACAUCUACGAUAAAUACGGCUCGCUGGGGCUCUACGUCGCAGAACAGUUUGGAGAGGAGAACGUCAACACCUACUUUGUUCUGUCCAGCUGGUGGGCGAAGGCCUUGUUCGUCUUCUGCUGCCUGGCCACGGGUUGUUAUUUCUGCUGUUGCCUGUGUUGCUGCUGUAACUGUUGCUGUGGUAAAUGUAAACCUCGACCGCCGAUGGACCAGGAGCCCGAGUUCUACGUCUCCCCCGAAGACCUGGAGGCCCAGAUGACCGCUGACGAGAGAGAUGGCGCCGAGCCCAUCGUGAUGCAGCCAUCCUCGGCCACAGAAACCACCCAGCUCACCUCCGAUGCCCACCAAAGCUACAGGACCGACGCAUACUAAACACACAGACACACGCACAACACGCACCCAUUCAGCUCACACCUGACAGUUAACCACAGCUACAGUUUCCACCACAAUCGCGAUACUGAUACGUACCGUACAAACACACACACACACACACACACACACACACACACACACACACACACACACACACACACACACACACACACACACACACAAGUAACAUUUUCUUGUCAGUUCAUCCACAGCAGUAAUUAUUAACACCACACAUACACACACACCAGCAAACAACACAUACCAUCAGUCCUGACAGUUAGCAUGGGCUCACCAGCUCAGCCCAGACUUUCCCCUCUCUACAUUUCAAAUUGAGGUGGAAAGAGGGGAGAAGAAGGGGGGGGGGAAUAAACACUGAACAACUCUUAACACUGGUUAGAAAAGAAUGAAAACCAACGUGAGUGAUCCUUUGUUCCUCCGAGGCACACAACACACACCGAGUUCAGCCCAAUUUUCUUAUGCAGCGUAACAUCCACCUUAAGAGUGACAGAUGAGCUCACUGUUAGGCUCACGUUAGAGGACCGUCAACUAAAAUAUCAAAUAUGCUUGAUAACAAUCAUGAUGUCCCAAACUCAAUCAGGAGCACGGACCCCGAGUUAAAGAGGGAUGCACCAACUUGACUUGCCAAAAAGUAGAGACUAAUUUACUAAAUAUUUACAAGCUGGUUUUACCUGGAAGAGGUAUACGCUCAUUUUUAUUUAUUUUUUUCUCAUUUCAAUAAUCAUGAAGAAAAAGCAUGAAAUCACUAAACCUUAGCACAAAAACAAAGCGGUAAAUUAAAAGCCUUACAAAUUCUGCUGUCACGUCUGUUUGGAAACUGAUGUCUGGAGUCUGAGGAGCAGGCAACAUGGAAAGUAAAUACUGAGAAUCGUAGUAUUCGAAGAUGAAUGAAUGAAUUCUGAAUGAAUUUUAACAGUACUGCUUUUGUCAUGCGAGUCAAAUUGUACAGUUGACGAAGGCACUACUUAUAUUUACUUUUCUUUAGUUUGUAAUUGUGAGCACCAACGCAGUCCUGAGGAAGACUGCCGUCGAAAUGUUUAAGAGGUGGAUGUUUUGGCUCUGUCGUUGCAUAAAUCUAAAUCUUAAGAAAGCCAUAGUGUGCACUGUACUUUCCAGUGUUUUUUGUAGCCGUGAAGCCCACUUUAUUCUUUCCGCAUCAGUAUCGCAUCAGUUUCGCCAACUGCCCGUUUUUGACACGUCAUUCAACGUUUUGUUUUUAAACACGGAAAUGAAUACCUAGAAUGUUAAAUCCUUGCGUCUACAACAUAAACGUUUCUGGAUGGUGUUAAUUAGUCACUCAGAAACCUAACUGUCCGGCACAUGAGAAAAAAAGCUUGCUGGGAAACACCUUUUGAGGCUUCGCUCCCUCUCUGCUCCAGGUAGGAGCUAGAGGUAGGUUUUCUGCGAGGAGCUGAUAGGACUGGGUGGGGGUUGAAGUGUUUGUAUUUGUCCUCAGCAGCCUCUUGAACUUCACCCCGUAGUCUGUCAUGAGUCUUCCCACUCAAAUGUGGUUCAGCAAGUUCAGUGUGUUUCCAUUCUGAAGUAAGCGUAAGUUUACUGUGGCAAAAGGGGGACCUUUACAAACCCUCAAGCUGUCACAAGAAUCCGGGAUUCCUGGAGAUUUGAACUAAUCGUGGUUGACAGAUGUGGCAUGCAGCCACCUUUAGCAUGUCAGCGGGCGAGGUUUCAGCUGAGAAAGUCAUCAGUCUUCAGAUUAUAAGGAAACACUAGAAACUCUGCAGCUGCCGGGACUGAAUCGCAACCCUCUUUUGCACCUGUGACCAUGACUAAACAGAUAGCUGAAAAUUAACACCAGCCUGCAGACAAGUAAUGCGGCUAAGUGUUUACUGUGACCGGCGUGUUUUUCUAUUCCGUCGCAGAACAUGCUGGGACCAUGGAAAGUCUUUUAGUCAUCAGUUACUCUUAUUAUUUAUUGACAAAGUAUUCACAUUGCUUCAGUCUCUCAGUAGUAGCAGUAAUUAGUCACAUUACUUGUCAUCAACAGUCCUCCACUGUGGAUUUACUGCGAUCCUCCUCCUCUCUCUAACCUCCUCUCUCCUCUCCUCCUCCACUUCUUUCUCCCUCAUUGUUCAACUCGAUCCACCUUUUCUUCCACAUGUGAAGGACUGAGCUCCCUGGUUCACACUGAAGAGUCAUAGAGUCCCGUGUUACUAGUAGAGACAUUACGAGUACAUUACCAUACAUUAGUGACCGCUUGCUGUAACCCAGAAGGACGUACAUAUACAUACACACUAUAUACACUGAUGGAGCCCCGUUUUUGUUUGUUCUUAGUUUUCAGUUUGUUUUGUGAGAAAGUAAAGAUGCUGUACAUGUCGCGUAAACUGUAUGUUUAGAUUUCACUGUAUUUCUUUGAGUUGGUCGGAAAUUUGAACACUUGGGGUUUUUUUCUUCUUCCAUUUGUCUCUGUAGAUUUGCUUUUCACUGUUUUUGUUUUUCUUAUUUAUGUUGUUAAUGAAGGGAGGAUAUUGAUAUCCAAGUCUUACUUGUUUGUGUGGCAGAAGGUUUGUAGAUUAUACUAAUUAGUAAGGGUGUAAUUUUCCAGAAUAACAUUUUUUUUUUGUAGUUCUUCUUUUUUCGUCACACAUGAGUAGCACUCUAGCUCUGCUGUAGAAAAAACAGGAACCUUGUCGUUGUUUGUGUCAACUUUUGUAAAAAACGAAAAAACAAAACAAAAACAAAAAAACACCUACAUCCAACCAAAACAGGCUAAUGUGCUGACUAUAUUUUAUUUGAUUGCUCAAUCAAACACGCACUCAUUAUGUAUUCAUACAUAUCAUGAGAAAGUGCAAUAAGAGCUAAACAAGCCUCUUCCAUGGCUGUCCUCCAGUUCCAGACUCCCAGUCGCAAUUUUCAAAGGUUUCAGGGAAUCUGCAGGUUCAUAAAAAGUCUUUCUCUUUUUUUAAAGUCAGUUUGAAGCCACAAAAAGAAUGAGAUGUAGCUAAAUCAAGUAAUUAGAUGUCUUCACCAUCAGAUCCCUCAAAUUCUUUGUUACAUCAGUACAAAUCAGAGUUAACACAACCUACAACACGCCGGCUCCAGUAAACGCAUCUGAACAAUCAGAUCAGGUUAACUGAUUUUUAUUCCUUGUUUAGGUUUUUCAGUUACUUCUUAAGUUUUCCUUCUAAAUUUCAAUAUAUAUUUCCAGUCCAAUUUUGGAUUAAAAAGAUCUUUUUAAGGGUUUUUAUUAAACCUGCAGAUGCUCUGUUUUAACCAAAUUUAUCUUCACUUGAUUAAUUUUUGUGCUUCAUGUCAUGUGAUCACUGACCACUGAAAUGCCACAUUGUUAAACCCAAAUCCCUAAUCCCUAAUUUCGUUCUCCCAUUUUUUCCUUUAUUGACCAAACCUGCAUCAGUGUCUGAGUGAAUGCAAUGUGUAGGCUGAAAUUCAUAAACCUGGAGUCAAGAAACUUCCAUUGUUAGAACAGUGACAUAAAUAACAAGAACUGAUGUGUGAAUAUAGCAACCAGAUGAUGAUAACAUCAAAGCGUUAUUUUAUUUAUUUUAUUUUUCAUAUCUUUUUAAUCAAUAAUUAACAGCUAGCAGGUAUGUCAAGGGGAUGUAUAGGAUUUUAGAUUUCAACCAUUUUGACAAUGACAAAAUGGCAGACCUGCUGUAUAUACACUCAGUGGCACAGUACAUAGAGACAUAGAGGUUUUGUGUUUUUAGCAUGGACUAAUAAUGUUUGCAUCUGUCAGGCAGACGUAUGGGUAAAUUAAGUAUCUGAUGUACUGUUGUAAAAUAAAUGUUUCUGAUGCUUCAGAGCCUCUUUUCUCAUUGUGAGUUUAUUUGAUUAAAAGUUGAAAGGCUUG